Molecule: messenger RNA, 1952 nt
Organism: Dioscorea cayenensis subsp. rotundata (Guinea yam)
Lineage: Eukaryota; Viridiplantae; Streptophyta; Magnoliopsida; Dioscoreales; Dioscoreaceae
Product: splicing factor SF3a60 homolog
Exons: 13
Coding region: 89-1618 (509 amino acids)
Biological process (GO): mRNA splicing, via spliceosome
Cellular component (GO): spliceosomal complex; nucleus
Molecular function (GO): RNA binding; zinc ion binding
Source: RefSeq, a predicted model, not a curated record
UUGGUCUUCGGGUUCAUUACCCAAGCUCGGAAGCAAACCCUAGAUCCAACGCAGGAGCUGCUCUGUUGCCGUUGCUCACUCUCCGGCGAUGUCGUCAACGCUUCUGGAGGUGACGCGGUCGGCGCAUGAGGAUGUGGAGCGGCUGGAGCGCCUUGUCGUGAGGGAACUUCAGCGGGAGCCCACGAACAACCGCGAGCGCCUCUUCCAGAACCACCGUGUUCGGAAUAUGAUCGAUUCCAUCAUCAAUACCACCCACAAGCUUAUUGAGAUCUAUGAGGACAAGGAUAAUGCAAGGAGGGACGAGAUUGCGGUACUGGGAGGACAGACGGCGACCGGGAUAAACUUGUUCAGUGUUUUCUAUGAUCGGUUGAAGGAGAUUCGGGAGUAUCACAGGCGCCAUCCGGCUGCUCGUGUAGUUGAUGCAACUGAGGAGUUUGAGGAGCUGCUCAAAGAAGAGCCGUAUGUAGAGUUCAGCGGCGAGGAAGCUUUUGGUCGCUAUCUAGACAUGCAUGAACUAUUCAAUGAGUACAUCAACUCAAAAUUUGGAGAGCCUAUUGAAUACUCUGCAUAUUUGGAUACAUUUUCGCAUACUCACAAGAUUCCUUUAAACCUAAAACUGACAAGGCAGUACAGAGAUUAUUUGGAGCACAUUUUGGAAUAUUUAACAUCAUUCUUUGAGCGGAGGGAGCCCCUGCAAGACCUUGGUCGUUUAUUUUCAAAGGUUGAGGCUGACUUUGAAGAGCUUUGGGCUGAUAGUAAGAUAGUUGGAUGGGAGAAAAAAGAAUUGGAAAAUGGGCAGAUUUCAUUCCUGGAAUCUGUUGUUGAUCUUGAUUAUUACAGCACUGUCGAAGAACUCAUUGAACUGGGCCCUGAAAAAUUAAAAGAGGCCUUAGCAGCUCGUGGAUUGAAAACCGGUGGCACUAUUCAGCAGCGUGCAGAGCGUCUAUUUCUGACCAAGCACACUCCCUUGGAGCUGUUGGAUAAAAAGCAUUUUGCUAAAGGGUCACGUGGUUCUGAGAAAAAUGGAGUGAAUUUAAACUCACAGCAAAUCGACUCCAAUAAGGACAUUGCUUUGAUGGAAGCUAAGAUGCAGCGUUUGUGUGAAAUACUACAAGAGACUAUGCAACAAACAAAAGAAAAUGUUGAGAAGAAGCAAGCUUUGACAUAUGAAGAAAUGGAAGCAGAGCGUGAAGAGGAAGAAUUGCCAGCAGAUACUGAAAGUGAUGAUGAGGAGCAGCAGAUCUACAAUCCUCUUAAAUUGCCUAUGGGAUGGGAUGGAAAGCCAAUUCCAUAUUGGCUCUAUAAGCUUCAUGGUCUUGGCCAGGAAUUUAAAUGCGAGAUAUGUGGGAACCACAGUUAUUGGGGUCGCAGGGCUUUUGAGCGUCAUUUCAAGGAGUGGCGACAUCAGCAUGGAAUGCGCUGCCUCAACAUACCUAAUACCAAGAACUUCAACGAAAUUACAUCUAUUGAGGAGGCGAAAAAGUUGUGGGAGAGAAUACAAGAACGGCAAGGGCUGAACAAGUGGCGGCCAGAUCUUGAAGAAGAAUAUGAAGACAGGGAGGGUAACAUUUAUAAUAAGAAAACGUACACUGAUCUACAGCGCCAAGGCCUGAUUUAAGAGAACAUCUUCUUCUUACCGCAUGAUUUUUGUUGUCCCAUUUGCUUCACUGAUCAUAAACCUGGGAGGCAUAAAUAUGCAUUGAUAGGAUGACGUGUCUGUAUCAAGUUCUCCAAGUGCUUGUAAAAGCAAGAUCUUUUUGAUGCCUGUGUCUCUGUCUACGAGCUUUGGAACUUUACAUUUUCUCAAUUGAAAUUUUAUUGUAAAAUCCGUUUUAGCGAACAUUAGUUGUUAUCCGGUCUUCAUGUUAUGACACAUUAUCUAAUUUAGGUUCUUGCGAUCAACAGAGAUAUUUUGUGUCUUGAUAUAAAGCUUGCUCAUUUUGAUUCUCUGA